AUGCUGCCAUAUGUCCCUUCUCCCCCAGACAAGAGGGGAAAGGGAUUGAGAGAAGGGUCUCUGCGCAAGGAUGCAGAGCCUGAGCGGAGUCACUCCCCACAGAACGCUGCCCGGCGCUCAGCUGGCCAGGCGUUCCCCUCAGCCCGCCAUGAAAAGACAGCUCGCGCGGCCCCCUGCGCCCCACUCAGCGCCCCGUGGGCCGCGGGCGGGGCCGCCCGCGCGGUGACUGACAGCCGCCCUCGCCAAUCAGCGGCCGCGCCGAAGGCCGGGAUUUGCACGCGGUGCGGCGUUGCCGCGGUAACGGCGGCGCGCGGCGGCAGGGCGGGCGGUGCGGCCUGGCCGCGGCCACGUGAGCGCCUUCCCGCCCGCCCCGCCUCCCUCCCUGCGGAGCGGGCACGCCGGGCCCUGGGCGGCGGCAGCACAGCACCCAGCCCCCGGGCGCAUGAGGGAGUUGUGAUCCACGCGGAGGAAACAUAUGUCAAGAAAAACAAUGUGAACAAAACUUGUAGUAGUCUAUCAAGCGCUGAAUAAGCCAUUAUUAUCUCUAACACCUUGCCUUUAGAGCAAGUUUCAUGAUCUUAUGUGCCACAUCUUCCCAGAAUUUUUCCCAAAGUAGUACAUCUAGAAUCUGGAUCCCAGAAGAGGUAACCAGGCACUGCAAUAAUAUCACAACAGUCAAAUUCUUCAGACAUGUCUCAAACACCAAGAAGACCUCCCUUCAAGGUAUGCUACAUCUGUGGCAGAGAAUUUGGGUCACAAUCUAUUGCUAUACAUGAACCUAAGUGCCUGGAGAAGUGGCGUAUUGAGAACAAUCAGCUGCCAAAGCACCUCAGAAGGCCAGAGCCCAAGAAACCUGAGGCCCUUACUGGUUCUGGUUCCUACACACUUGCAGAUGAAAAUGAAGCAGCUUAUUAUAGUGCUCAAGCCCAGCUGGUGCCCUGCAGGAAGUGUGGCCGAACCUUUUUCCCUGACCGUCUCCCUGUGCACGAAAGGUGCUGCAAAGGAGGCGGCAGCGGUGCGAGGCUGCCAAGCGCUGCCGCUGGUAAAUCUGGUACAGCACCAAGAUCUGGACCUGGCCCAGCAAGUGGUAUUCAACCUGAGGCCCAUCAAGGAACGAGCAGGGCUGCACCAGCUGUGUCAGACCAGGCAAAAGUGAUAAGACGGCCACCAACAGUGAUUUGCUACAUAUGUGGCCGUGAGUAUGGAACAAAAUCUAUUAGUAUACAUGAGCCACAAUGCCUGAAAAAAUGGCACCAGGAGAAUGAAAACCUCCCCAAGCACUUGAGAAGGCCAGAACCCAAAAAACCUGAAGUCAGGACUGUGCAAGCCAAAGGUUUCUAUGAUCUUGAUGCUCUAAAUGAGGCUGCCUGGACCAGUGCCCAAGCCCAGCUAGUUCCAUGUGAUAUUUGCGGGCGUACUUUUCUUCCAGACAGACUGAUCGUCCACCAGAGGUCCUGUAAACCGAAACCUGCAAAGUGA
Molecule: messenger RNA, 1479 nt
Organism: Melospiza georgiana
Lineage: Eukaryota; Metazoa; Chordata; Aves; Passeriformes; Passerellidae
Gene: ZNF475
Product: zinc finger protein 475
Source: RefSeq, a predicted model, not a curated record